CUCACGUCUCAGUCGAAAGGUAAGCGGAGCUGCACUGGUCCCGUUAGCUUCCGACAAGCGCUACGAACUCGAUAGCUCACCGAAGUGGAUGAAGCGCUGCCCCCGCCGAGGAAAACCGAGUGUGCUGGACGACCGCCCCGAGCUCCGCCCGUAGUUGUCAUGGUAACACAAGCCGUACUCGCCAUUGGCCCGAGAGUAUAGGGGGUGGCCAACAAAAACACAGAAAACAUCUGGAGUAGACAAAGAAUGUAUCUCUAUUUGAAUGUUACAAGAUCGCCGCAAUCUUCGCGUUUCAAAAGACGUUUUGAAAAAAAGACAAAGAAGAUACUCGUGAUUGACUUUCCAAAGCCAGAGGGGGCCGCAGAAGGGAGCUAAAGAGCCGCAAGCGCCCCCUCAAAACUAGCUCCUAGUCACUGAAAAUUCUAUUGAAAACUGAUCACGUGGAACCUUUCCUCAAUUGUUCAUCCAUCCGUCCAUUUUCUUCACCGGCUGUCAGCCAAUCGCAGUCCUUCAUUUUCUUCUUCUUCUUUUUCGGAGGGUGUUUUAUGUCUUUGACAGAAACCACACACAAGGUUCAUAUUUAGAUUCACUACGCCAACUUUUAAGGGAGGAGCUUUGGUAGACACAAGAUGGCGCUGCAAGGCUGCCGAGGAGCCGCUGAGCCAGCAGGGGGUCCGGGGGGUGGGGCUUGAGAGUAACCGGACCCCGAGUGCCGCGGCCGCAGCUGUCCGCUCACGAGACGCCAACAGACGGCGGGCGGAGGUUCGGCGGAGUGUUCGGGGCUCCGUGGCCCAACUGGAGGCGCUUUGAGGCGGACGGACGCCGACCAAGACGACAGAACGAAACAACAACAACAACGACGACGAAGAAGAAGAGAAUGAAGAAGAGGCAAUACUGCGACACUCGCACGGAGGCGGAGGCGGCGUCCAUUUUGUCAGGUCAACCGGGCCACGCGGCGGACAAAGCGGACAAGGCGGGCUGGCUGCGAAGGUUCUGCGGCAAAGGGAUGUUCCGGGAGAUCUGGAAGAACCGCUUCGUGAUCCUCAAAGACCAACAGCUGAUGGUCUGCGAGAAGGAGGGUCACGCAGGUGCUGACGAGGUUUUGGACUUGAGCCACUUCGGCAGCUGCGACGACGUCAAGAACCACAAAAAGAAAAGUCGUAGCAAAAAGAAUCACAGCAAGUUUACACUUCAACCAUGUACACGCGCGCACAACACGGUUGUUAACAUUCUGUUCCUGGCAGUGAGUCCUGAGGACAAAGAGUCGUGGAUACACGUGCUCAAUGUCGCCAUUACGAGAGCCAAGAACAAAAUCCUGGACCAGGUGACAGUGGAGGAGGCUCAGCUGUGUCACCUGACCCGAGACCGAGCCCGGAUCGGUCACGGCCGCCGCCCGCCUAGCCGAGGUCACCUGUUGGCUGCGGCAUCCUCCUCAGAUGGGACCGUGACUUUGGAUCGGAUUCAGGAGGAAGACAUUUCGGCGCCACACGGACUCGAUGGCCGCAAUCCAGAAGAAACCCCACCCGCUUGGGACCGCGUCCGGUCCGAACCCGACGGCGCACUCUUCCCCGGGGCCGCCGAAGUUUCUGGGAAGUCACAGAGUCUCCCUCGCGGGGGAGCGGCGGCUCAGCAGCGGAUGCGUUCCGGUUGGACUUCCGGGUCGGGAAAAGAAUCCAGGACCUCCCAGAAGAACCGCUGCGCCUCCAUGGAUGAGAUAUGCAGCCACUCGGACAAGAACCGGACCGUGCCGCCACGCUUGGACGCCUCCACGCCCGUCGACCAGCUGCACCACCUCAUCAGCCUCAAGGUGGCACAGACAGAGCGGCUGCUGGCCACGACGCGGGACCGACCCGAAGGCCGAGAUGGGAAACGGACUCAGUCGGUGGAGGAAAUGAGAGCGGAAGCCUUCGGUCUCCUGAAGGACGCGCUUGAAGCCCUGGAGCAGGCCCGCCAGGUUCUGCAGGAGGUCAAGGAGCUGGGCAAACUCCACCACCAACUGAACCGGUCCUGAGACCGGAACUGGCACUGGCACUGGCACAGUUCCGUAACCCGAAGCCAACGCUCGGACAAACCACUUUCUUGGAACACUGGCUUUUAAGUCAGGGCGAAGAAUUAUGACGUCGGGUCAGGACUUGUUGACGAGAAACAGGGUACCAGUGGGAUUGUGGGUCCAAAAAGAACUUCUGGUCAGGCUUUCAUGGGCCAUCCGGCACACCCGCUCAAAUGAGAAUCAUAAAUCACAGCAAACUGAUCGAUCAAAAAAAAGGAAAUCAAGUAGCAACGUGACCAGUGGUCGCCAUCUUUGUGGCAUUUUCUCAAAAAACGUGGAACGAAGGAGCACUUCAAAGGCCUCGAAGAUCCUCCAGAACAAAUAAACAACCAAUUGAUGACUAAAGUGCAUGUGAAUAUUCUCCUUCUCAGGCCAUUGAAUGGAUGGGAACUGGACUGCGGACAAGCAGAGUCCACUUGCGAUCCAUCCAAUGCACCGAGAACGACUGGAGUUUUUCUUCUCUCCAAUGAUGUAUGUCCCUCUUGCGCUGUUUCGCUCAACCUUUUCGGGGAAGUGACACUGUUUGAGAUGUUACGCUCAUUUGGAAGCAGCCACUUGGGGAACCUCUCCCCCGGAAUUAGCCACUUACGAGUUUAAUGGUGGAGAUGUUGAACUGAAACGGAUAAACGAAACGGAGGAUAUAUGUUGACAAAUAAUCAAGUGAGGCAGUUUGGCUCCA
Phyllopteryx taeniolatus (common seadragon) is the source of this 2729-nucleotide messenger RNA. RefSeq names its product pleckstrin homology domain containing, family O member 1b (gene plekho1b). Lineage: Eukaryota; Metazoa; Chordata; Actinopteri; Syngnathiformes; Syngnathidae. Gene Ontology annotation, cellular component: muscle cell projection membrane; ruffle membrane. The record is from RefSeq and is a predicted model, not a curated record. The transcript is spliced from 6 exons. The coding region runs from base 878 to 2011 and encodes 377 amino acids. Gene Ontology annotation, biological process: regulation of myoblast fusion.